AUGUUUUCAGCCGCCUUGCGGAAUGUCAUAAACUUGAACCAGCCAAUUACGAACACCAUGGUUACUGAACCAGUGUGGAAAAUUCUGGUUCUUGAUAAAGCUGGUCAAGAUGUCAUCUCUCCAUUGUUACCAAUCAAAAGUCUCAGAGACCUUGGAGUGACGUUGCAUUUGCUAAUCGGAUCCAAGCGUGAAGCCCUUACAGAUGUACCGGCGGUUUAUUUUAUUUCACCAACUGAUGAAAAUGUGGAUUUACUUUGUGAAGACCUCAGACAGGGAAUGUACGACAGCUUCUACAUUAAUUUCAUAUCUCCGCUCUCUCGCGUUCGACUUGAAAAUUUGGCAUCAGCAGCUGUUCACGGGGGCUCCGAUGGUCAAGUACAGAAGAUUGUUGACCAGUACCUGAACUUCAUUUCGCUCGAAGAUGAUCUUUUCGUUUUGCGUCGUUAUAGCGAAAAUAGCCCUAUGUCUUAUUUUGCUAUUAACGAUCCUUCUACUUCGGACGAUCAAAUGUCCGCUUUUAUCGACUCUGUUGCUGAUGGUCUAUUCGCUGUGUGUGCAACGAUGGGUGUUGUACCCAUUAUACGCUGUCCGAAGGAUAACGCUGCUGAGCACGUUGCUAAGCGAUUAGACCAGAAGCUUCGCGAUAAUCUGAGAGACGCCCGCAAUAAUCUUUUUACCAUAGAAAGUGUUCGUGCAGGUCAAUUGAAUGCCAGUCGUCCUCUACUUCUCAUUGCCGACAGAUCUGCUGACCUUGCAACAAUGCUACAUCACACUUGGACAUAUCAGGCAUUAGUUCACGAUGUUUUGGAGUUGGAUCAGAACAGAGUCACAAUCACAGAGAAAUCUGGCAAGAAGAAAGAAUACGACAUGUCUAGCGGUGGUACAGACAAAUUAUGGACAAAGCACAAGGGGAGCGCUUUUCCUUUGGUAGCCGAGGCAGUUCAAGAAGAUUUGGAAGCUUAUCGAAAUAGCGAAGAUGAAAUUAAACGGCUCAAGCAUGCAAUGGGAAUGGAUGGUACCGAUGCAGAUGCAGCGAUGACUUCACUCUUGUCGGAUACGACAGCAAAAUUAGGAUCUACCGUUACGUCACUGCCUCAACUGUUGGAAGCCAAGAGGUUGAUAGAUCUUCAUACAAAUGUUGCCACGACGCUCCUGGAUCACAUCAAACAAAGAAAGUUGGAUGUUCUUUUCGAGUUGGAGCAGAAACUUCUGCAACAUUCACCUCUUGAGAUACCUCUCCUCCAAUUACUGUCAGAUCUCACUAAUCCUGAAGAUGUCCUCAGAGUUAUAUUGAUCAACUAUUUAUGUCAAGAAAACAUUAGCAAGGCUGAGCUUGAUGAACAAAUGAACUUCCUUCGAGAAAGGGCUGUGGAUGAAUCAGCGCUGCGUUUUGUACAAAAGAUGAGGUCGAUUUCGCAGUUGGGUAAGACUGCUCCUGAAGAGCAUCAGGGCGCCGGUACGAAGACGAUUAAUAUGUUCAACAAAUUGCUCAGCCAUAGCUCACGUUUCGUAAUGGAAGGCGUGAAGAAUCUAGUUCCCAAGAAGCACAAUCUGCCAUUGACGAGGGUGAGACUUUUGAGCGUUAAAUUUGUAUCAACUUUUUGA
Messenger RNA from Haemonchus placei, 1605 nucleotides. Lineage: Eukaryota; Metazoa; Nematoda; Chromadorea; Rhabditida; Trichostrongylidae. The record is from the annotation of a GenBank genome assembly.